AUGCUUCGAAAAGUGGUUAUUUUUUUCAUUUUGCCGCUCCUAUUCCUCAUUUCAUGCUCAAUUUUAGUAGGAACACUCGACGUUCGAUCUUAUUUCUCCUUACCCAUGUUAACAUCGCCGGCGGUUGUUGCACUUGCACCGUGCGCCGCCGCCGCCGCCGAUGAUGAUCCUCCUCUCAAGGUCUACAUGUACGACCUCCCCCGCCGGUUCAACGUCGGCAUGCUCAAUAGCCGGAGCACGGCGGAACCGGAAUCUCCGGUCACCGCCGGGGAUUACCCUCCGUGGCCCGAGAAAUCCGGUUUGAUGAAGCAGCACAGCGUGGAGUACUGGAUGAUGGGGUCGCUUCUUUACGAUGGGGGUGACCGCAGCGAAGCAAUAAGGGUUUGGGAUCCGGAGGUAGCUGACGUGUUCUUUGUGCCCUUUUUUUCUUCCCUGAGUUUCGAUACGCACGGCCAUCAUAUGAAGGAUUCGGCCACGGCGGUUGAUCGACAGUUGCAGAUUGAUUUAAUGGGGAUCUUAAGGCAAUCCAAGUACUGGCAAAGGUCUGGAGGUAGAGACCAUGUAUUUCCUAUGACACAUCCCAACGCCUUUAGGUUCCUGCGGGAUCAAGUGAAUGAAGCUAUUCAUGUUGUUGUAGAUUUUGGCCGUUACCCCAAAGGAAUAUCUAAUUUGAACAAAGAUGUAGUGUCCCCAUAUGCACAUGUUGUGGAUUCUCUUACAGAUGAUGAGCCUCAAGAUCCAUAUGAGUCUCGUACCACUCUGCUUUUUUUCAAAGGGAAGACAUUACGUAAGAAAGAAGGCAAAAUCCGUGUUAAACUAGCAAAGAUAUUAGCUGGUUAUGAUGAUGUUCGCUAUGAACGUAGUGUUGCUACAGGAGAAAACAUAAAAUUGUCAUCUCAGGGGAUGCGAUCAUCAAAAUUCUGUUUGCAUCCAGCAGGAGAUACACCUUCAUCUUGUCGCCUUUUUGAUGCCAUUGUGAGUCAUUGUGUUCCUGUUAUUGUGAGUGAUCACAUUGAACUCCCAUUCGAGGAUGAGAUUGACUACUCUCAGUUCUCAGUGUUCUUCUCUUUCAAAGAGGCAUUAGAGCUUGGCUACAUGAUCAAUGAGCUUCGAAUGUUUCCAAAGCAGAAAUGGACUGAAAUGUGGAGGCAGCUUAAAAACAUCUCCCAUCAUUAUGAAUUCCACUACCCUCCAAUAAAAGAAGAUGCUGUUAAUAUGCUGUGGAGACAGGUCAAGCACAAGCUUCCAUGGAUCAGACGUUCUGUUCAUCGAAACCGGAGGCUUAAAAUCCCAGAUUGGUGGAAGAAAAGAUGAUCUUCAGAGCUCUCUUCCUUGAUCUUGUACAUUCAUUUUUCAGUUACA
Gastrolobium bilobum is the source of this 1362-nucleotide messenger RNA. Its product is annotated as probable arabinosyltransferase ARAD1. NCBI's taxonomy places the organism in Eukaryota, Viridiplantae, Streptophyta, Magnoliopsida, Fabales, Fabaceae. The coding region runs from base 1 to 1314 and encodes 437 amino acids. The transcript has 4 exons. Gene Ontology annotation, molecular function: glycosyltransferase activity. The record is from RefSeq and is a predicted model, not a curated record.